ACAAUGACACCACAUAUUGGUACAGGACUCUAGUUUAAAUAUCUCCUUUUGCACCUCAAAAAUUAAUUGUAUCAUCACUAAUACACUAUACACCAUAUCUUAUACAUCACCAUGGACUCCGGUGACAAUGAGGUUGUAGUUGAUUUCCCUCAAAUCAUCCGUGUCUACAAAAGCGGCCGCGUUGAGCGUUUAUUCGGUUCAUCUACCGUUCCUCCGUCAGCAGAAGAUCCUACCACUGGCGUCUCCUCAGAGGACAUAGACAUUUCACCUGAAAUCAAAGCCAGAAUCUACCUCCCAAAGCUUACGAACCUCCACCAAAAACUUCCUAUUUUAGUCUACUAUCAUGGAGGUGCAUUCUGUCUUGAAUCCGCCUUCUCUUUCCUUGACCAUCGUUACAUGAACUGCCUUGUUUCAGAAUCCAACGCUAUUGUCAUUUCGGUGGAGUACCGUCUUGCACCCGAAUAUCCUCUUCCUAUAGGGUACGAGGAUUCAUGGGCCGCACUUCAAUGGGUGGGAUCACAUGUUGUCAACGAACCAGGCUUCGAGAAGGAACCCUGGUUAGUUAACCAUGCUGAUUUUACUAAGGUGUUCAUUGGUGGUGACAGUGCUGGAGGUAACAUAGUUUAUAAUAUAUCACUCAGAGCUGGAACUGAAAACCUAAAUGGAGGAAUCAAGAUCUUGGGCUGCCUACUUUGUUUUCCCUACUUUUUAACAUCGAAAGAUUUUGAGGAAGAUAGUAUACCUAGUAAACUAUGGAUGUUUGUUAAUCCGUCAGCUGAAAAUGGAAUUGAUGAUCCAAGAAUUAAUCCGUUUGUUGAGAAAGAUAGAUUAUCAUUAUUGAGUUGUUCGAAGAUUUUGGUGUGUGUUGCAGAGAACGAUGUCUUGAGAAAUUUGGGGAUACAAUACGUUGAAGCUGUGAAAGAAAGUGGAUGGGAUGGGGUAAUUGAAUUGAUUGAUGUUGAAGGUGAAGACCAUUGCUUUCAGUUUUUUGAUACUGAGACUGAAAAUGCUAGAAAUUUGAUAAAGGGAAUGGCAAACUUUAUCAAACAAAGUUGCAUUUGAUUUUUUUUUUCUUUCAUAUUUGAUAUUUGUAUUGAAAUUUGACUAAUUCGAAUUUGUCAUCGCGUGAAGUAUACUGUAUGCAUUGUUUUUACUCUCCAAUUGGGAUGAUGAAUUACGUUUUCUUGGCUAUGGCUAUUCUGGGAAAUGUUAAGAAGAUCAUCGUGUCGACCUUUUCUUUU
Capsicum annuum is the source of this 1241-nucleotide messenger RNA. Its product is annotated as 2-hydroxyisoflavanone dehydratase. The coding region runs from base 112 to 1062 and encodes 316 amino acids. NCBI's taxonomy places the organism in Eukaryota, Viridiplantae, Streptophyta, Magnoliopsida, Solanales, Solanaceae. The record is from RefSeq and is a predicted model, not a curated record. The transcript has a single exon. Gene Ontology annotation, molecular function: hydrolase activity.